This is a messenger RNA of Xyrichtys novacula (pearly razorfish), 3735 nucleotides long. NCBI's taxonomy places the organism in Eukaryota, Metazoa, Chordata, Actinopteri, Labriformes, Labridae. The record is from the annotation of a GenBank genome assembly.
AUGAUCCAAACCACCAACUCCGACAACGCGAGGACGACCGACGUGAGGACAAACGACGUACAGAUGAACAGACGCAAAGGAGGACGACACGAGGAAUUCACUCCGAGAAUUCAACUGACGCUGAUUAGCCCCCCAGACCACACCAUGCAUCACCUGACCCCUGGACUGCUCCCAACGCCAAUGUUGGAUGGUCUCUAUUUCUAGGGGGUGAAACGGCUGCAGCCCUAAACAAAAUUAAUGGACUAGCCUGGGGCCUCAUGUAUCAAUACUUGCAUGGGACUCAUACCAGAAACGAGCGCACGCAAGGUCCGUCACGCUGAAAAAAAUCUGCAUGUAUCAAUGUGUGCGGGCGCCGAAAUCCACGUGUGUUUCCUUGAUAAAUCCCAAUCAGCGUGGAAUUGAGCGCAGAUGUCGGAGUGACUGGGGCCGCCCCCGUUACGCCCUCCUAUAAAUAUGCAGAUUUAUUUAAAUAGGGUCUCCCUGUCCUCGCACGCAGACAGAAUGACAAUUUACGGCGUGCGAGGUGGAGGUGCUGGUGGCGGAGGUGGAGGAGCGACAGCGUGUUUUGUUUGGCAGCCUGUGCAGUGGCGUCAGUGCAAAACAAAAACGCUUGGAGUGGGAGAAAGUUUGCGAGAGGGUGAAUGCGGUGGGUUCCGAGGCACGCACCCCCGCGAAGAUUUAAAAAAAGUGGUCGGACCUCAAGGUGGAGGUCAAGCAGCGUACAGCUGCCCUCCGGAGGAGUACUGGCCAGACAGGUGGGGGUCCGGGGGAGGAGACCCUCACACCGUUUGAGCAGCGGGUGGUGGAGAUUAUUAUUAUAGGGUAAGUGGCGUGUCACACAAAUGUCCACAUGCUUUGUCAUCCCACUGAGCAAAAGACGUAUAUUAGACGUCUAGUCUAAGUUUAUACUUCAUUUCAACGUCGGGAUUCAGUCUAUUUUUAGACGUGAUUUAUACUUCGCCCGAUAACUUUUUAUGCAAUAAACAACUGUAAUGUGCAUAACUGACCUCUAAAUACUGGAUUACAUUACCUAUGAUACCGUGGAGAGAGAUGUAAACACAACAGAUACACAGAAGCAGGAAUUGAAAUGAACUAAUAUUUUUAUUGUGUCACAGAAAUCAAUGUGUCGGCCGUGUCGUCGGCUUGCGAAACCCCGGCCCGCGGCAGCCCGUCCGCCGGCUCGGAGUCAUCGGCCAGGACCAGUGGCAUUCGGGCCACCCCGGCCCCCGGCCCCAGCACCAGCACCAGCAUCAGCACCAGCGCGCCGACAAGCGGUGGAGCGUCCACCAGCCGCGGCGCUUCCGCUGGACCACCCGGACGCAGUGGAACGGUCCUCGCGGAGGGGUUCACUUCUUACCCAUUCACACUGUGGCGAUGAGAUUCUCCCGCGCGAGGACGGCGGCCCGGCAGGGAUCAGCUCGCAUCCCUCUGUCUGCUGCUGGUUUGUCAUGUGGGGCGACGUGCUGCUCGGCCACAGGGAUGUGGUGCACGCUUGUCACAUAGUGAGUCACCAAACACCGCCACACAGCGUCGCCAAAGUGCGAAUCACAGUCAACGCAAGUUUCGGCUCAACACCAAUUUCUACACCACCUCCUGACUUUGCGUUGAUUAGCGGUGGAACCGACGCUCAUUUCACGAUGAUAAAUCUGGACGUGUGCGCCAAUUUUGGCGUACGCAAGGUUUUCUUGCGCCGCAAACGUUGAUACAUAAGGCCCCUGGUCUGUUCUUUCCUGAAGCUGCUCCCACCUUAAUGAACACUGAAAUGUUUGCAAUUAGAACAGCAGUCAUCCAACACAGACUCACUCUCGACAUCAUACCAACUGAGGGAAGAUGGAUCUUUUUGCUCCUCUUCUUCUCCCUCUUCUUCUCUAAACAACUGCCAUGAAAUACAUUUUAAAUCUAUGUGAAUUAAUGUGUCAGAUAAUUGAGUUGUAAUAUGAUUUUUUUUUCUUUUCUCUUUUCUUUUUUUUCUAUUUUACUUUAUUUUAACUUUUAAGUUUGUUUUUUUUGUUAGUGAUUAAUUAAUAAUCAAAAGGGAGAAUUGUAAUUGUAAAUUUAAUGUCUUUAAGAACUGCUUGAGGUGCCUCUCACAACAGACUUUCCAAUCAACAUAUCAGAUUAAUCAUGAGGUUGAGACAUCAAGAAUCAACAUCCUGCAGGAUACUCCAGGUGUGAAACAUCCCCACCACCACCCCGGGGGUGGGGGGGGGGGGGUGGAGUGGAGUGACAGUCCCCACAGAAAACAAAAGGUGCCAACAUCAGAGCCCCAUUCCUUGCCCUCUGAGAGGCAGUCGUCAAGCAAGCAUAUAAUGUGCUGUUUUCCCCUUGUUCGGGGUCUUUUCUGGAUUCUGAACUGCUCAGAUGCAGAUCGACCUUUUCUUUGCAAAGGAAAUAAAACCUUGUCGGCCGGCAGAAGUCUCUAUUUCAUUAUUCACCAGCAGCGACGGAAGAGGAAAAACUUCCACAACAAUUUGGUGUCAGAAGUGGGAUCCCUCGGGCAACCGUCUGGGACGGAGCAAAAACAAAAGAUUUCCAGCCUCCAGACCUCAAAUCCUUUUGUGAGAAGGGAGGACUGACCAAAACCGCCCCAGAUCAUUGCCGCUGGGAUUCCACGAACAAAAUUCAGCAAAUUCAUCUGGUGAGCACUGAAAUAUUGACUUUCCUUUUCUUUAAAAUUUGGGUUUUAAUUAGGCAUGACAUUUUUUCUCAUGAUCUCCAUACUUGGCGGCUUUUCUCAUUACUUGAAGCAUACCGAAGUAAUGUUAUUUUUUCUAGGGCCGACAAGUGAUAAAUUUUAUUGCUUGUAGUAAUUUGUAUUGCUCGUAGUCCUUACAGAAAGUAAUGCUUUUCCUGCUUGUAGCCUUUUCUUGGAGAAAAAAACGAAGCAAGGGAUGCUUUUUUCAUUGCUUGUAGCCUUUCUUGGAGAAAAAAAUGAAGUAAUGUUUUUUUUUUAAACAGACAAGUAAUUGUUUACAUUAAAGAAAGUAAUGCUUUUUCCCACUUGUAGCCUUUCUUAAAACGGAGGGGGGGGGGGGGGGGGUGCUUUUUCCACUUAGCAUUUGAACAAAGUGAUACGAAGCGCAGGGACGUCUGCGUGGAAUUUGUCGCGACAAACCCAUUGGAUGGGGGGGCAAGCUUUCCAGUGAGGUUGGACCCCUGGAAGGGCCGAUUGUUGAGAUCAUGAGAAAGAAAUGUGGGGACAAAAGCUUAAAAUAUUUAAAUGUCUGGAUCACUGAGUUUGGAUUCCCAACAGGGGGGUCCCUCAGUUUAAAAAACAUAUCAAAACUAGAAGAAAAACUGAAGGCAAAAGAACAAAAAAUGAGAAGGAAGAAAAAAGUGUCUGUAAGAAAAUUAGAACUCAUUGAAGGUCAAAAAGAAUGUUUACAGAUGUAGAAAACGGACGCAGAGAUAAGAAAUAAAAAGUUAAUGCAAAAACAACUACCCUUUUCAUGCGAAAAGGUUGAAACGAUUGAGAAGCCAGAUUCACAUAAACAAAGAACACAGAACUCGCAGAUCUCUUCUUCUUUGUAUCCACAGUUGGCGGCUCUGAAGCUGGAUCCAGACCUUGACGGCAACCCACCUUACCAUCCUUCAGCACCACCACUGUACAACUCUGCAACACCCAGCGAGAGCAGGCCGCAACCACAAGCAAGCUCAGAAACAGCCCGUCCUGAAAUGCCUGGUCCAUCACAAGACUCUACAACCAAACCCCCCUCUCCUCAAGCAAGCAUAUAA